Molecule: messenger RNA, 5380 nt
Organism: Balaenoptera ricei (Rice's whale)
Lineage: Eukaryota; Metazoa; Chordata; Mammalia; Artiodactyla; Balaenopteridae
Gene: ZBTB8A
Product: zinc finger and BTB domain containing 8A
Exons: 5
Coding region: 475-1797 (440 amino acids)
Biological process (GO): regulation of transcription by RNA polymerase II
Molecular function (GO): RNA polymerase II cis-regulatory region sequence-specific DNA binding; DNA-binding transcription factor activity, RNA polymerase II-specific; protein binding
Source: RefSeq, a predicted model, not a curated record
GGAGGCGCCUUUCCCAACGUAAAGUACAAUUUAAAAUUUAAGCUCCUGACUAAAUAAUGACUCUGUAGUCAACUGCUAGGGGAUCCGGGCACCCCAGUGCCUCUGGAGGGUGCAGCGGGGUGUAGGCAAGGGCAGGGGAGUGGGCGAAGCUGCUGGUUGGUGCCUGAAAUCUGUGCGUUGCCCCUUUAAUUGUGUCCCCAGCCCUCGGGCGUUUCUGUCCAACGCCCACGUCAGCAAAUACCUUUUGUUUCUCUCACGUUGGGGCUACUUGUUUUAGGGCGCAAAGGAACGGCUUCGAAAGGGGGUAUUUCCCCUGUCGAGAACCGGGAAUCUUACCCCGGCCCGCGCACGCGACCCGCCGGUGCGCCUCGGCCCGCGGACAAUCCUUCAUACACAGACUUGGAAUCUUCCCUUUUUGUACUCCAUUCAAUCAACUUAGCAGGGUUUCAAGAGCAGCAUUUAUAAAUUUCCAGAAUGGAGAUCUCCUCUCAUCAGUCUCACCUCCUGCAACAACUGAAUGAGCAGCGCAGGCAGGAUGUAUUUUGUGACUGCAGUAUUCUGGUUGAAGGAAAGGUCUUUAAAGCCCAUCGAAAUGUAUUAUUUGCUAGUAGCGGCUACUUUAAAAUGCUUCUUUCCCAGAACUCCAAGGAGACAAGUCAGCCAACCACAGCGACAUUUCAGGCUUUCUCCCCUGACACUUUUACAGUUAUCCUGGACUUUGUCUAUUCCGGCAAGCUCUCUCUCACAGGUCAGAAUGUCAUAGAAGUGAUGUCCGCUGCUAGCUUCCUUCAGAUGACUGAUGUCAUUAGUGUAUGUAAGACCUUUAUUAAAUCUUCAUUAGACAUUAGUGAAAAAGAAAAGGAUCGCUAUUUCAGCCUUUCGGAUAAAAAUGCCAGCUGUGAUGGUAUAGAACGCUCCUCUUUUUAUAGCGGCGGCUGGCAAGAUGAAAGCAGUUCUCCACAUUCUCACCUAAGCCCAGAUCAAGGAACAGGUAUAAGUGGGAAAUCUUGGAGUAAAUAUAAUUACCAUCCAGCCUCCCAAAGGAAUACUCAACAGCCUCUGGCCAAGCAUGAACAAAGGAAAGAUUCCAUUAAAAAAUCCAAACAUUUGAGGUUGUCACAGCCUUCUGAAAUGGCUCAUUAUAAGUCAAGCAAACGAGAAGCACGAACAUCUGAUUCUUCCAGCCACAUUUCGCAAUCUGAAGAACAGGCACAAAUGGAUGCAGAAAUGGACUCUACUCCUGUUGGCUAUCAGUAUGGUCAAGGAUCUGAUGUCACAUCAAGAAGUUUUCCAGAUGACCUGCCCAGGAUGAGGUUCAAGUGCCCGUACUGCACACAUGUGGUAAAGCGGAAGGCAGACCUCAAGCGCCACCUUCGUUGUCACACAGGAGAAAGGCCCUAUCCCUGUCAAGCUUGUGGGAAAAGAUUUAGCCGGCUAGACCAUCUAAGUAGCCAUUUUCGAACAAUUCACCAGGCAUGCAAACUCAUCUGCAGAAAAUGCAAACGCCAUGUGACUGAUCUAACAGGUCAAGUGGUACAGGAAGGAACCAGGCGCUACAGACUCUGUAAUGAGUGCCUUGCUGAAGUUGGCAUAGACAGCCUCCCCAUUGAUUUGGAAGCUGAACAGCAUCUUAUGUCCCCAUCAGAUGGAGAUAAGGAUUCCAGAUGGCACUUGGGUGAAGAUGAGAAUAGAUCAUACGUGGAGAUUGUAGAGGAUGGGUCUGCUGAUCUGGUCAUACAACAGGUUGAUGAUAGUGAAGAAGAAGAAGAAAAGGAAAUAAAGCCCAACAUCAGGUAGCUGGGAUGUGAACCAACAGAUCUGGCAUGUCUGCAACUUACAUUGACUUCCCAUAACUCUCUCUUUCCAUGGUCAGAGUCUGGUUAACAAAUUAUCAAGACUGACUUGAAAGUAAUGACCUGAUAUCACUUGCAUGUUUUCUGAACAGGCCAUUGUAUCCAUUCUGAACUUUGUUGCCCUAAAAUCUGUUGCUGCACUGGAAAGAAGGACCUAGCUUGAGUUGGCAUGAUGGAUGAACAAUUAAUCUUCUUACUUUUAUUACAGAGAUACCUUUUUUUUUAAUAUUGGAUGAUCUACUUAGUGAACUUUUUUCAAAGAAAAUAUUUUAAAUUCACCACAACCAAACUGUAUAUAAGAUAAUUUCAAGGUGUUUCAAAAACAUAUAAACUACCACUAUUGAAUUUUCACAGGGAACGAGGUAAGAGCACAUGUAAGGGUCUGGCACCCUACCUGACUAAACUAAUUAGCCUAUUACCUUCAGACCGAAAAUGACCUAUCAUUAUUCCAAUAUCCUAAAUGUUUUAGAAUUAUGGCAGAAAACAAACCUAAACUGUUUGAAAUCGUUCACAUUUGAAACUUUUGUCAUUAAGUUAAAAAUUACUCUUAUGUAGUCAGUGUUUAAAAAGAACAAACUCUAAAAUAGAAGCUGACCAGAGAUUAUAUACAGACAUCAUUUUCUUAAAGCAGGAAACUAAUACUGUCAAGGUAGUUUUUUGAGGAUCUGUCUAUAUAGCUCUCUUCCUCUCUAGAGAAAAAAAGAAAACUGGAGGUUCUUACCAGUUCUUAAGAUUAAUUUCCUCCAUUUAUAUACUGCUAUAUUACUUAUAAAGUGCUCUUUCACACAUCUCCUCACCUAAUCAGCAAGGUAAAUAGUAUUGUCUCUGAUUUACAAAUGAGGAAAUUAAGGUCAGAAAGUUUAAGUCGUGGGACUGGUGACUAGGCAGGUUUUGAUUUUAAACAGUCCUCUUUCAACUGUCUCUCCCUGGAUAGUCCCCUGAAAUGGUGAAGAAGUGAAGUCAAACCUCACCAAUCUGCAAUAAUUAUAAAAAGAAGCCUAUGAGAAUUAGAAAGUAUGAAAGAAGAGGAAUUUAAUCAUCUUCAACAACAUAUAAUAUCUUGAACUAGAGUUAUUCAAGUAGUGCUAAGUAAUGUCCCCAUAGUACCUAUUGACAUGUUUUUAUAUUAUUUAUAUAUAAAUUUUAUAUAUAAAACUAUUUGAACACAUUAUUCUCCUAAGUUCUUUAAGCAGUUUAUAUAUAAUUCUUCAAAACAAACUUUUCUACUAGGAUACAAAAUUAAGUUUUAACUCCUCCCCUAUAUGAAUUAUGAAACAUUCCAAAAUUACAGUCAAAUUGGAGAUGCAUUAUUUUAGUUGUAAAGAUAAAAUCUAAAUACUAGAAGUAAAGAACUGUUCAUAAAGGUCUUGGCAAGUUAUCCCAAUUAAGCUUGUUUUAAUUUAAUUUUGAUAGAGGCUCCGUGUAUUAUACUGUAUUUUUAACUGCCAUGACAUACCUCAAGAUACUUUUUAUGUUCUUUUCUCUUAUUCUUUAAUUAAUGAUUGUCCUUAAUACCAAUUUGUGGGCCAAAAUGGUUAAUUUCUUUAAGUUUUUUUAUAAAUAGAUGAAUAACCACUUUGUUUUAUGGUACCUAAUUCUGAGGUUUUUUUCAAGAUUCCCCUGAUGGUAAAUUUCCAAUUGCUUCAAGACCGGAUAGUGUGCAUUGAAUUCAUUGUCUCCCAACAUGACCAUUCCUGAGUCAGGAGUCUUAACAAUUACAUUGUUCCAAAUGAGGGAGGGAACACUUGUCAUUCUUUAGUCUCACCAGAGGAUGAUAACAUCUUUCAAAAUUGUAAUCUGAUUUUUAAUCAUUGGAACCAAUAGGAAAAAUGACUGACUUGAGCUUUAUUUAUAGAAAUGAAGUUGUGCUUGCAUGUGUAUACUCUAACGCACUUUAGUCUAUGAUCUAAAUGUUCUUUGAUGCUACUAUAUUCUGCAUGCAAACAUCAGCAUGAUUGUCAGCAAGGUCCACUGAACACAGUGCCACCAGCACUUGUAGAGCCUUAUCAGAAAUAAUGCUUUCUCUUAAUUGUUUAUAACAAGCAUCAAGCAAUCCCCACAAAACAGCUAUCUAAUUCACCAAACUAGACAGUGCAUCUGUUCUAUCAUUUUAGUAUCAUAAAAGAACAUUCGUGACAUGUUUGUAAGUUGUAAAUAAUAACUCCAGUAUCAUAUCAUAUUUAUCUAAGACUUUAGAGACCAAUUCUUUUCUAGAGUGAAACUGUCUAUUAAUGGUUUCUAAGAAAACUGAAUUCUUUGGCUCUUAAAUGUGGGAAAAUAUUACAUAGGGGUAUAAUCUGUUAAUAUAAGCUUUAUUUAUGCCAAGAUUUUUUUUUUUUUUUAAUGUUAGGAAAAUAAUGGAAGUUGGUUAGACCAAAGUUUGCUCUUACAAGAAUGCUGUUUUAUCAGCUUCUGAACACCCUUCUAAGUCUAUGGUCCUCAAGAUCCAGUUGAUAGGAUGAAGUUUUGCAAAAUAAAGCACCACUGAGUCGUGCCUACUGUCUGGAGGAAGCAAAAUUGACUAGGCCAGUGGUUUAAAAGAUUUUUUUUUACCCAAGAAACCCCUUCUUCAAAUGAAUUGUUUCAUAGAGAAGUUCAACAUUUAAGGAAACUCUAAAGGACAGAGCUGCUCUGGUUUAAGCUCCCUACAAACUUUUCCCCAGACACUCUGCAGAGCUCAGGAGUCCAGCACUGAAAACCUUGGGCUGGAUCACUUUUUGAAUUCCCUUUGAGCAUUACAGUCUCACUUCAUUACUCCGUUACUCCUUGCACUUAUAAGUUGGUAACCAUAGAGCAGCAAAUCACAUCUUUACAAGGCUCCUUCUAUAGUUAUCAUAUAUCUUAAGACCUUUUUAAGAACAAAUUUUUCAAUAUUGUAUGUCUGAGUGAUGAAAUCAAACACAGUUACUGCUUUUAUGUGGCCAAGUUACUGCUUAAUGGAUGAAAAGUUCAGUGUUUCAGUUACUUAUGAGCUCAGAACUCAAUUCGUUAAAAGUUAUUUUGCUGAGUCAUGCUAAGAUAUAUUGAAAUUUCCACUCAUAUUGGUUAUAUAUGUUUGGAGUCCUAAAAUUAAUACUAUGGAAAAAUCACCAAAAACAGUACAGCAUAAGAUAUGUUUAACUGGGAAGGGUGAUAACAGUAGGUACUGGAGGACCAAACUUUAGAUUAUAAAUGGAAAGUUCUAAGUUAUUUUAUAUUAGAGUGGAUCAGUAUUACUAUUUAUCAUUUAUAUAGCAUUUUAUAUUUGCAAAGUAUUUAAUAAUUUUUAUGUUAUUCUUUACAUAUCUAUGAAAUAGGACAUUUAUCACAUGAAAGGUAAAGAAAUUGAGGCACAGAACAGUAAAGCAACCUGCCUAAGACAACCCAGUGAAACAGUGGCAAAAAUAGGAAUUAGAAUGACCAGAUUUUCUGAAUCCUAGAAUAUCAGCUUAAAUCACUGAGGUGUGUUGUGUAUUACUCUGUUUUAUGAGUUUAUGCAAAUAACAGUGAAUUGUUUUAAAGCUUACGUCAUUGUAUGUGGAUAAAUC